Molecule: messenger RNA, 4450 nt
Organism: Aspergillus campestris IBT 28561
Lineage: Eukaryota; Fungi; Ascomycota; Eurotiomycetes; Eurotiales; Aspergillaceae
Product: RNA helicase aquarius
Exons: 4
Coding region: 11-4303 (1430 amino acids)
Biological process (GO): mRNA splicing, via spliceosome
Cellular component (GO): catalytic step 2 spliceosome
Molecular function (GO): mRNA binding; helicase activity
Source: RefSeq, a predicted model, not a curated record
GUCGCAAGGAAUGGGUCCACAGACUCGACAAACAAUGGCGCACGGUCUUGAUUCCCGGCCGACCGUGGAGGAUUUCCGCGAGGAAAGCUCGUGGGUGCAGGUGGCCAAAACCCAUUGGCUGGACUCGUCCAAGGUCCGAAAAGUGAAGCAGGAUGUGAUCAAGAAGGAGCUCUGGGACGCUUUGGAGGCCGAGAACUUCAGCUUGCGCUCGCUUCUCACGCUGGAGAAUCUCAAUAUUUUGGAGAAGUUCCUCUGGCCAACCUACACAGAAGAUGCCUCCAACUACCAUGUGUUGCUAAUAGCAUUGAUCGUCAAUGUCAAGCAGCGCGAGCAUAUGCCAAUCUGGGAAACCUUUUCAGAUCGACCGGAUGACUUCUCGAACCUCUUCCAUCGCAUUUUAUCAAUGAGCAUCGAUAACUCGAUUCCCACCCCGUCGCGUCUGUCCGUGUUAUCGUUCAUCAUCAGCGCCUUCCAGUCCCUCGAAAACGUUUUGAUUCGAAAGGAAUGCGCACCUCUGGUUUCCAUAUCGAUUUGGCACAAUCUCUCCAGCGACGAAGCACGGGAUCGUAUAUUGACGCAAGGACCGACCUUGAAGAAAGCUUGGAGGGCGGCCGCGAAACGAUACGAUGCCGGAGACGAGGCGGCCAAGGCGAAGAUUCGAUUUGAGCGGUCUUGGCUCUACGCGAUGCUCCUCGACUUUUUACAACGACUGAACGCCCCCGAAAAAGAUCAGGCGGGUAAUCUACUAUACUGUGAACGGUUUUUGGAGUUUAUUGUCGAUCUGGAAAGCCAGCUUCCCACGAGACGCUACGUGAACACGUUAUUAAAAGAUCUCAAUUUGCUCUCUAUCAUCCAUCUGUCCCAUAUGUACCGUUCGGCAGACAAUGGGCUUUUCCGAGACUUCUACAGUCUUCUGAAGCAUUUCGUGAACUUUGCAAUUGAUGAUUACACAGGCGAAGCUAUGGGCCCCCAGGCUGUGUACGACGCGCACUGCCGGGAACUGGCUCAUCUCCAGCGGACGUCGAUGAAACAUUUCAAGGACAAGCUUAUGAUUCUUGCACUUUCGAAUUAUGGCUCCAUCGAACAGCGUGCGGAGCUGGAGGGGCAAUUGUCGUCGCUGGACGAUUCGGAGCUGCAAAGUCUUUGCUCUCAUCUUGGCUUCCGGACGAACUAUCCUAAGCAAUCUCACAUUGUGUCUGACCGUCAGUUGUGUAUGGAAACUUUGCUGUCCUUCUAUGAGCGAAGAAUACCCUUCCAAGAAACGGCUUCCCGUCUCCGCGUCGUUCCCACGGAAGAAGAUCUCUACGACCCAGCGUUGCUACGGAACGAAACCUACGACGGAUCCAGACCGCUUGCGAUCCCGAAGUUGAACCUCCAAUACCUGAGUCUCGGUGACUUCCUUUGGCGAUCCUUCCUCCUGUAUCGCUCAGAAGCCUUUUUCCAAAUCCGCAAGGACAUGGAAUCUGUUGUCAAACGGAUGCAGCCUCGGUCCAGCCGUGAUGGCAAAACGUUAACAUUCGACGGUUUCUCCCGCAUGGCCAUUCCGAUCUCGAAACCAGCAAUCAUUGAAGCUGCUCCUCCAAAGGUUGGGUCGGCAGAACCAGCCUUUGUGAGAGCGGAAAUCGCCAUCGAAGUUGGCCGAUUGGCAGAUAACAUUAGAAGGGAGUGGGAGGCCCUCCGCCCGGAUGAUGUGAUCUAUCUCUUGGCUGUGCAACCUCCCAGUGCUGGCAGGCUCGGAAUCCGCGACCCCGAUGCCGCGGAGAGUCCCAGUCUUACCUAUCUCAGAACGGCCGAAAUUGUACAGAUACUCGAUGAAAAUGGCCGGCCACUACGCGAACCAGUUUCCGGGCAGACAAAUGGAUAUCGGUCCAGGCCGCGGGUUCGGAGACUCCUGGUCAACCUAGACGCUGCCGCGUUCAAGGCAGAUCAGGACCGCAAGCUGCAAGGCAAGCCAGAUAUCUACCCCUUGAUCAACGUGGUGGCCAGAAGGCGAGGAAGGGAGAACAAUUUCAAAUCCAUCCUUGAAACCAUGCAGAAACUCAUUGUUUCGGACAUCACCCUCCCUUCCUGGAUCCAGGACAUCCUCUUGGGCUACGGGGACCCCGCCGGAGCUCGGUACACAGAACUGCCGAACCGAUUGAAAUCGGUCGAUUUCCGGGACACCUUCUUGGACUGGCAGCAUCUCGUUGAGAGCUUCCCUGGUUCGACCAUAGAGCCCUCGGGUGAUGCGGACUCGAGCUUUGGGCCUCCGUAUGUACUUGAGUACGUUGAGGAAGCCCCGAAGGCCCCUGCCUCCAACAGCUCGAAAAAGCGACGGAGAGAGCAAGCAGGAGCGGAAGCAACUGGCCCCAGCUUGCUCCGUGCAUCGACAUACAAGCAGCCAAACCCCGGCCCUUACCCGGUUGAUGCUCCCAAGCUCAACUCGGUCCGUUUCACUCCAGCCCAGGUGGAUGCUAUCUCAUCCGGCACGCAACCCGGACUCACUGUUAUAGUCGGGCCCCCGGGGACUGGCAAGACGGACGUUGCAACGCAAAUAAUCAAUAAUAUCUAUCAUGACUUCCCCAACGAACGCACCCUCCUCGUUGCGCACAGCAACCAGGCCCUGAACCAGCUGUUCCAGAAGAUCGUCGCUCUCGACAUCGAUGAACGCCAUCUCCUCCGACUCGGUCACGGCGAAGAGGAAUUGGACACUGAAACAAGCUACAGCAAGUACGGCCGCGUCGAAUCCUUCCUUGACAACCGUAACAGCUUCCUCGCAGAAGUUGCACGGUUAGCAGCGUCUAUCGGCGCACAGGGUGCUCAUGGCAACUCGUGUGAGACCGCAGGCUACUUCAACACGGUCUACAUUCAGCCAGCGUGGGCUAAAUUCUGGGACCAGGCGCGCGCUGAGAAGGCCUCGGUUGAGGAAAUCGUCGAGGCUUUCCCGUUCCACACUUACUUUUCGAACGCCCCCCAGCCCGUAUUCGAUCCCUCCGUUUCCAAGGACGCCGUUUUGGAUGUGGCAGAGGGCUGUCAAAGGCACAUCAACAAGAUAUUCUCCGAGCUGGAGGAUAUCCGGCCAUUUGAAAUCCUGCGGCAGCAGAAGGACAAGGCUAACUACCUCCUUAUAAAGGAGGCGCGGAUCAUCGCUAUGACAUCAACACAUGCCGCGAUGCGUCGCCAGGAGAUCGCAAAUCUCGGUUUCCACUAUGACAAUGUUGUCAUGGAGGAGGCCGCCCAGGUCACGGAGAUCGAAAGCUUCAUCCCGGCUGCGUUGCAGAACAUGAACAACGGCCAACUGCCCCUCAAGCGCAUGGUGCUUUGCGGCGACCACCUUCAAAAUUCCCCUAUCAUCCAGAACCUUGCCUUCCGGCAGUACGCCCACUUCGAGCAGAGUCUUUUCCUCCGCCUGGUGAGGCUGGGCGUUCCUGUGAUCACCCUCGACCAGCAGGGUCGUUCGCGAGGCAGCAUCGCCGAACUGUUCCGGUGGCGUUACAAGCAACUCGGCAAUCUGCCUAUUGUUGACACUGCUGCGGAAUUUAAGCAAGCAAACGCCGGCUUCCAGUUCGAAUACCAGUUCAUCAAUGUCCCCGACUACCAAGGCACCGGAGAGAGGGAACCCACUCCUCACUUCAUCCAGAAUCUCGGCGAAGCCGAAUACGCCGUGGCGCUGUACCAGUACAUGCGACUGCUCGGGUACCCGGCAUCGAAAAUCACCAUCCUCGCCACGUACGCUGGCCAAACGGCUCUAAUCAAGGACGUCCUCAGCCACCGAUGUGCCAAGAACGCGCUAUUUGGCAUGCCCAAGAUCGUGACCACCGUCGACAAGUACCAAGGCGAGCAGAACGACUACGUCAUCCUGUCGCUCACGCGAACCCGCACAGUCGGCUAUUUGCGCGACGUGCGGCGCCUCACGGUGGCGCUCUCGCGCGCGCGUCUAGGCCUCUACAUCCUCGGCCGGCGCGAGGUGUUCUCGUCCUGCUACGAGCUGAAACCCGCGUUUGACCUCCUCCUGCAACGCCCAGACAAGCUCAUGCUUGCGCCUGGGGAGAUGUUCCCGGCCUCGCGCUCGCUGGACGACGACGACGUUCAGGGGACCCCGAUGGAAGGAGUGGAGCAUCUCGGGCAGUACGUGUUUGAGAUGACGCAGGCGAAGCUCAAGGCGAUGGGAGAUCAGGAUGUUGCCAUCGAGGACGCUAUGGUUGAUGGUGAUGGUAAUGGCGAUAGCGACGGCGGGGAGAGACUGGGUGAUGAAGAUGAGGUUAUGGUGGGCGCUGGUGAGGAUAUGGAUGAAGACCCAUUGCAUGAGAAUCCGCUGCCGUGAGAUAACUCGCUUGUUUUAUUCUGGCUGUGCUCUAUAUCUACGAUGAUUUGUUUAUUCCCUACGUUCAUCUUUGAAUGACAAUAAAAUUCAGGGCGGUGUUAUUAGUCGGAAAACUCUCCACGCAUACUUUUUCAAGCUAGUCUUUUG